Messenger RNA from Pelobates cultripes (western spadefoot toad), 6247 nucleotides. Lineage: Eukaryota; Metazoa; Chordata; Amphibia; Anura; Pelobatidae. The record is from the annotation of a GenBank genome assembly.
UUGAGUCUGGAUAACACAGUAUAAAACAGACAAAUGCAUUGAAUGCAUGUUAAAAAAAAUACUUUAAUUAAAAAAAAAUACAUUAAUAGAUAUGCUGAGAAAAUGCACUAAGGCAAAACCGAAAUAAUAUUGCCAAAAUGAUCAUCCUGUAAAAUGACUUAAAAAAAAAAAAAAAAAGCAUUUUAAAGAGGUUGAGGAGAAAGUUUUUGAAAUUUAAAAUAAGUUCUAUGAAGACACAGUUAGAAUUCAGGGCUGUUACAGAAUGGAACAUAUUCAACCAGUGUAAUAUCUUCUGUAUCUCCACUCCAACCACACGUGUAAUAACAGCCAUGCAGCAUUUGAUUAAUGUUGGUAACCUUGUAACAGUGUGCAUUGUUAGUGGUAACGAUGACACUGGGAUCCACUAAACAUAUAGCUGUAGUAAAUUGAAAAACGAAAAUGCAAAUUACAGGGUAAAUAAUGAAAGUGAGGAUUGAAAGUGAAUUUCAAAUUGAAGGUUAUAAUAGCUGAGCUGUCAGCAAUCCAUCCAGUUUGGCUACUUUGGCCUUAAAUUUGAAAUUCACUUUUAAUUCGGACAUUAGUGAAUAACCCCGUAAAAUAUCUAAAAUAUUCAGGCUGUGAUUAUAGCCAAGUUGGAGUUUUCUUUAUUUUGUUUUUAAACAUUAACCAGUCUGAAUUUGUAAACUCCAGAUUGUAAGCUCAUGGGGUGCUUGGCAUAGUACGGUGUGGAAGGUUAAAGUCACCGGUAGAAUUAAGAGCAGUUAUUGCUGAGCUGAUUGUUAGAUCACAACCUACAGAAAUGUUCCCCAAUCCCCAUACUCUUAAACUGCCUGCUUUGUGCAUAGAGAUCUGUACCCCGAACACCUGUGAACAGUACCCAAACCUACAUUACCCAAAGCUAAGCAUGACACCAGGGAGAAAGUGCCGGGGUACUCAAUCCCAAAUCAAGGGUUACCAAAAUCAAUCUUCCAAACCUCACUGGGGGUACAUCAGUCUACCACCUGAUGUAACUAGGCUGUACAAAACACCAACCUCAAACCAGGGAGGGUGCUGUACCUUAACUAGAAGGUGUGUACCCCUUUAUUCCUCACCAGGGGAUUGGUAGCAUUCCCAACCAUUGUGGGCUAAAUGUCUAUCACUAAGCUGAGUUUUAGGGCACCCUUUAAUGCACACACACUCUCUCUCUCUCUCUCUCUCUCUCUCUCUCUCUCCCUCCAAGGAGCCACCUGACUGCUAUUUUGGGGUCAAGAAGGAAUUUUUUCCUAGUUUGUGGCAAAAUUGGAAGCGCUUCAGAAGGGUUUAAAUUUGGAUCAACAGCAAGAACAAAUGUGAUGAAGGUUGAACUUGAUGGACACAAGUCUCUUUUCAGCUAUGUAAUUAUGUAACACACACACACACACACACACUCUUUAUCUCUCUAUCAUAUAUUAAAUAUGUGUAUAUUAUAAAGCAGGCGGUGUAUAUAAUAAGUAUAUUUAUAAUGUGUAUAUUAUAUGUUAAGUAGAUAUACCCUCAUUGAAAGAAUGUAUGCAUUUAAUUAUACAUUUUAUUAUUAUUAUUUUUUUUUUUAGCCAUAACGUGUUAAUCUCAAAACAUCUCCCUCCUCAGUUCCCUCUCUCCCCCCUGGUGUUUCCCUCCAUGUCUCCCUCCAUCCUGUGUCUCUCCACCCCAGGGGUCACAUUGUAUCAUUGUCACCAGACUGGUUGCUAGGUAACUAUUCAGUUGGGGACAUUUCCUCCCCCCUGGGAGGGAGUUUGUCUUGGAGACAGGAGGUGUGAACUCCCCUCCUCCACCCCUUGUUACUAAGGACGCUAAACUCACUGAUCAUAUAAAGAGCAGUCAGACACGGGGGGGGAUAGCAGAAUUCCCAAAACCGACCCCAUAACUCAUCGGAAUCAGGAGAAACCAACUACAACCAAAACAUCAUCAUGGUAAGUACCUACCUGGAGCUCACUGUCAGCCUGUACUGCCCUGUGUAUUCUCUGUGUACCUGGAUCUCACUGUCAGUCUGUACUGCCCUGUGUAUUCUCUGUGUACCUGGAUCUCACUGUCAGUCUGUACUGCCCUAUGUAUUCUCGGUGUACCUGGAGCUCACUGUCAGUCUGUACUGUCCUGUGUAUUCUCUGUGUACCUGGAGCUCACUGUCAGUCUGUACUGUCCUAUGUAUUCUCUGUGUACCUGGAGCUCACUGUCAGUCUGUACUGCCCUAUGUAUUCUCUGUCCUACCUGGAGCUUACUGUCAGUCUUUACUGUCCUAUGUAUUCUCUGUGUACCUGGAGCUCACUGUCAGUCUGUACUGUCCUGUGUAUUAUUAUUAUGAUAUUUAUAGAGUGCCGUCAAAUUCCGCAGCGCUUUACAAUGGGUGGACGAACAGACAUGUAGUUGUAACCAGACAAGUUGGACACACAGGAACAGAGGGGUUGAGGGCCCUGCUCAAUGAGCUUACAUGCUAUAGGGAGUGGGGUAAAAUGACACAAAAAGGUAAGGAUAGUAUUAGACUAGUGACAGUUGCAGAAGAGGAAUCAGUAUUCUCUGUGUACCUGGAGCUCACUAUCAGUCUGUACUGUCCUGUGUAUUCUCUGUGUACCUGGAGCUCAAUGUCAGUCUGUACUGUCCUAUGUAUUCUCUGUAUACCUAGAGCUCACUGUCAGUCUGUACUGUCCUAUGUAUUCGCUGUGUACCUGGAGCUCACUGUCAGUCUGUAUUGUCCUUUGUAUUCUCUGUGUACCUGGAGUUCACUGUCAGUCUGUACUGUUCCAUGUCUGUAUUCUCUGUGUACCUGGAGCUCACUGUCAGUCUGUACUGUUCCGUGUCUGUAUUCUCUGUAUACCUGGACCUCACUGUCAGUCUGUACUGUUCCAUGUCUGUAUUCUCUGUGUACCUGGAGGUCACUGUCAAGCUGUACUGUUCUCUGUAUUCUCUGUGUACCUGGUGCUCACUGUCAGCCUGUACUGCCCUAUGUAUUCAGUGUGUACCUGGAGCACACUGUCAGCCUGUACUGCCCUAUGUAUUCUCUGUGUACCUGGAUCUCACUGUCAGUCUGUCCUGUCCUGUGUAUUCUCUGUGUACCUGGAGCUCACUGUCAGUCUGUACUGUCCUGUGUACCUGGAGCUCACUGUCAGUCUGUACUGUCAUAUGUAUUCUCUGUGUACCUGGAGCACACUGUCAGUCUGUACUGCCCUGUGUAUUCUCUGGGUACAUGGAGGUCACAAACAGCCUGCGGCAUCUUAGAUGUGUUAGUAAUUGGAUAUUUUUACCUAUUAGGAUGGGGAAAGUGUAUGUCACGCAUCACAACAUUUUAUUUUGAAUGAACCUGUGAGUUUGCAAGUUACCUCUAUCCACUAGCAAACAGUAUGACUAAUUUACUCUUUUACCCACCGGCAAUAGGUUUUUAAUUUUUUUUGUGACAAUCAAUUAUUUGGUGGGCGCUAUGGAUGAGCCACCCCUGGACCGAGACAGUUAAACAUUUAGGUGAUUGAGAUUAUGAUAAUGUGCACAAAAUCUGGUUUAAUACCCACAAUUCACCUCACAAUAUACCUGUAAAAAGAGUCUAAUCUAGUGAACGUUAAUUCUCUGACAUAAAAAUGGUUUCUCCUGUGGCGUUAUUCACUAAACAACAAAUUGUGGUCAAAUAAAAAACAAUCGGUAACAUUUAAACACGGUGAGACAAGAUUGCGGAGACUAUAGCUGCUCUUUUUCCUAAAGUUGUUUUUUAUUUUUCUUCAAUUCACUGUUUAGAGAUUAACCCCCUUUAUCUUGUCCUGUCUGUGACUUCCUGUCUCUGAGGAACAUUUAAUGGUAUUUACCGGCUCACUUUCAAGACACCAUCUCCCUAAUCUGAUAUCCCGACUCACACUCCAUUCUUCUUUCUCUACAGAGGGAAUGUAUCUCAGUUCACGUUGGACAGGCUGGAGUGCAGAUUGGCAAUGCAUGCUGGGAGUUGUACUGUCUGGAGCAUGGAAUCCAGCCGGACGGACAGAUGCCCAGUGAUAAGACCAUUGGUGGAGGAGAUGAUUCCUUCAACACCUUCUUCAGUGAGACUGGGGCUGGGAAACACGUCCCCCGUGCUGUGUUCGUUGACUUGGAGCCCACCGUCAUUGGUGAGUGUGAGAGGGUCCCUGGAUAGUGUUUGGUGGGUAAUAAACCACCUUUAUGGUAAUAACAGACCUGAAGAUAUUCUAGUAUCCAAGUGCCAUGAGGUAGAAUCCCCCAAACCAAGAAACUAAAGCAACUCAUCAAAUACAAAAUGUCAGUUAGUGCAGCGAACAAUUCACCACCAAAGAAUGGCGACAUUUCAAUCCACCAAAAACCACUUUCAACGUAAAAUUUCACAUUUCACCAGAUUCCAAAAUUUUUGCCGUAUCAUUUGAGAUGGCCAGAUAAUGCCUUCAAUCUGAUACCAACCAAUAAUCCCAUUACAGUAACAGACCAAACACUAUAAAUAGGUUUCUUGUAUAUUGGUUAGAGAAAGAUUCUAAAUUGCCCCAAUCUCCCCGCAUUCUGUUAUAAUAAUAAUAGUAUAUAAUAAUAAUAGUAUAUAAUAAUAAUAGCUGCAGCAAUGUACAGAGCUAUAAGCCUGCACGCAGAUCACAGUGAUCACACAACAUAUCCCACAAAUGUGUUUUUUCCUACUAAAAAAAUCAUGCUCACUGCAGUAUAGGUUCUCAUUAUGUUUCAAGUACUUUUUGACUCUUACAAUGCCAUUAACUACCAACAUAUUACAAAGUGAGGUCAACUGUAGCCUGGAAAAUGAUUUUACUUAAUUUGAUUUCAACUAAUCACCUUAAUCCUUACUCUACAGAUGAGGUGAGGACAGGAACCUACAGACAGCUCUUCCAUCCAGAACAACUGAUAACAGGCAAGGAAGACGCGGCAAAUAACUACGCCCGUGGUCAUUACACUAUUGGCAAGGAACUCAUCGAUCUGGUGCUGGACAGAAUCCGCAAGCUGGUAAGUCAUGUCCAGUCUAAAUAAAAACAUACAAGUUGCCAUGUCUUUUUUCUAAAUGUUGGAUCAAAAAUAUACCAUAAACUGGAUAUUUGGCAAAAUGUUGUCUUGUGAUCUCCAAUGCAAAGCUUAAUGUAGACUGUCACCAAUAACUGUUUUAAUUCUCGGGUUAAAAACUGCCCAUGUUAUGUCUAAUAUCUUUGUGUGUCUCUCUUUAGGCCGAUCAAUGCACAGGACUCCAGGGCUUCCUUAUCUUCCACAGUUUUGGAGGUGGCACCGGCUCUGGCUUCACCUCCCUGCUGAUGGAACGACUCUCUGUUGACUACGGCAAGAAGUCCAAACUGGAAUUCUCCAUCUACCCAGCUCCUCAGAUCUCCACAGCUGUGGUUGAACCAUAUAAUGCCAUCCUGACCACCCACACCACACUGGAGCACUCUGACUGUGCUUUCAUGGUGGACAAUGAGGCCAUUUAUGAUAUCUGCCGCAGAAACCUAGAUAUUGAGCGUCCAACCUAUACUAACCUGAAUCGUCUGAUUGGACAGAUUGUGUCAUCAAUCACAGCCUCCCUUAGAUUUGAUGGAGCUCUAAAUGUGGACUUGACAGAGUUCCAGACCAACCUGGUGCCCUAUCCCCGUAUCCACUUCCCAUUGGCCACUUAUGCCCCUGUUAUCUCUGCAGAGAAGGCUUAUCAUGAGCAGCUUUCUGUAUCUGAGAUAACAAAUGCUUGCUUUGAGCCAGCCAACCAGAUGGUAAAAUGUGACCCCCGUCACGGUAAAUACAUGGCUUGCUGCUUGCUCUACAGAGGUGAUGUGGUGCCCAAGGAUGUCAAUGCAGCUAUUGCCACCAUCAAGACCAAGCGUACCAUCCAGUUUGUGGACUGGUGCCCAACUGGUUUCAAGGUUGGUAUCAACUACCAGCCUCCCACUGUGGUACCCGGUGGAGAUCUGGCCAAGGUACAGCGUGCCGUGUGCAUGUUGAGUAACACCACAGCCAUUGCCGAGGCCUGGGCUCGUCUGGACCACAAGUUUGACCUGAUGUAUGCCAAGCGUGCCUUCGUGCACUGGUAUGUGGGAGAAGGAAUGGAGGAAGGAGAAUUCUCUGAGGCCCGAGAGGACAUGGCUGCUCUGGAGAAGGAUUAUGAAGAAGUUGGCACUGACAGCGUGGAUGGAGGAGAAGAAGGCGAGGAGGGAGAAGAAUAUUAAACUGAUGAACAAAAAUGUCAAUUACAAAACAUCCUAACAUUGAGCUGUAGUUUUAAUAAAAAUAUAUUUUAUAUUAUACUUUCUGUGUUGAACUUAUG